GGGACGGCGAGGGGCUGCGGGCGGAUUUUGGGGCGUUCUCCUCGCUUCUCCCAGCCCGCCGUGCCCAGGGAAAGUCGGGGCGGGCCGGGCCGAGCCGCGGGGCCGGUUCCCCUUCCUGGGCAGCCUUUGGGCUGCGGCUUUGCCUGAAAGUCGCCACUUCCCUGUCACGAAAGUUCCCGAGCCCCACAGCUGCGAGCGUUCCCCUUCCCAAACUCAAAUCCCUCCGCCGGGCCAGCACAGCCCCGUUUUCCCUGGGGUUUCCCGGGAUUUUGGGGCAGCUGGUGCCGGCCGAGGGUCUUUUUCCCUCAAAUCCGCGAUUUCGGGUGCGGGGAGCAGGGAAACAGCGGGAUGUGGGAGAUGGAUCCACCCUGGAGCAUCUCCAGGUGCCUGGAGCAUCUUCUGGUCACACCCUGGCGGGGUUUGGCGUCGCUGUUUUCCUGACAGCUCCAGGAUUCGCAGAAUUCCAGGAUUUUGGAGGUUGGGAAAGAGCUCCGAGGUCAUCGACCCCGGGCUGGGACCAAGCCCCACCCGGUCCCCCGGAAUUCCAGGAAUUCCUCGGACACCUCCAGGGGUGGGGAUCCAACCCUCCCUGAGCCCCUUCCAAAGCUUUGUCUCUUUUCCAGGAGGGAUUUCCCCAAAUUUCCAGCCCUGGCACAGCUCGAGGCCGUUCCCUCUUGCCCUGUUCCAUUCCUUGGGGAUCAGAUCCCAAAUUUCCCGCGGAUCCCCUUCCCCCAGCACCCUCAGGAGAACUCGGGACCCUCUCACACCCCCCGGCAGCCCCGGAGCAGCAGGAAAAGACAAUUCCCGUGUCCUGCAGGAAUUUUGGGCCCUGGAGCAGGGGAAAAGCCCUUUCCACCCCCCGCAGGUCCCACUGAUCCAUAAUCCCGAGCAGGAAGGAUCUCCCUGCUCCAGCCCCCGAAAUUCCCGAAUUUCCCGAGCCUCGGGGUGUCCCCACACCUGCAGCUCUGGAGCCGCUGGAACUUCGGGAGCUCUGGAUGCGCCCGGGGAGGAAUUUCCUGGCGGAAAACACCCGGGACGGGUGGGAUCGGGGCCGGGAAGGGGCGAUUUUGGGGCGUUGGGCCGUGCAAAGGAGCCCCCAGAGCCGCCCUGACCACACGGAGCCCCAGGAAGCGGCGUCGGCCCUCCGGAUGUUCCGCGGGUGUUAUUUUGGUGUUAUUUUGGGGGCCUUCCACAUCCGGGGCUGCUCUCGAGAAGAGAAACCCAGAAAGUUGAGAGGAAACGGGGCAGGGGGUGAAAUUCCCUGGGAUUGGGAGCGGGGACGGGAACUGGGGUGGGGUGGGGUGGAGUGGAGAGAGAGGAACCCCGGGAUGGGGAAUGGACACUUGAGCAGUCUGGGAUAACGGGAGAGGGGAAAUUUGGGAUGGGAAUGGACACAGAACCAGUCUGGGAUAAUGGGAGAUGGGAAAUUUGGGAUGGGAAUGGACACAGAACCAGUCUGGGAUAAUGGGAGACAGGAAAUUUGGGAUGGGGAAUGGGCAUAGAACCAGUCUGGGAUAAUGGGAGAGGGGAAAUUUGGGAUGGGAAUGGACACAGAAACAGUCUGGGAUAACGGGAGAGGGGAAAUUUGGGAUGGGAAUGGGCAUAGAACCAGUCUGGGAUAAUGGGAGAGGGGAAAUUUGGGAUGAGGAAUGGACACAGAACCAGUCUGGGAUGGUGGGGAGAGAGAGGAAAUCUUGGGAAGGGGGUGGAGAACGGGCCCCGAGUGGCCCGGAGGUGGCCCCAGCAGUGACCAGGUUCCCUCUGGAGCCGCGGAGCCUCUCCUGGGGUCACAGCCUCAGGCGGGGCUCUGGUUCAGGAUCCCCGGAAUGCCAAAACCGAGCGGUGGCCGCGGGAGGAUCGCUGUGCCUGGUGCCGGACAAACCCCUGCGGAACUGGAUAAGCAUCCAGUGGAAAGUGGAAAUUAAUUCAUCAACGUUGCAGCAGAUCCUGACAGCCACCAGGGAUGGAACUGUCUCCCAUCCCAGAGGUCCUUUCCAUGGGAGAGCGAAAUUCCAUCAGGGAAACCUCUCCCUGUGCAUCUCCCCGGCUCACGGGGCAGAUAACGGCGUCUAUAGGGCCGAGUUCGAGAGUUCCUCCCGGAUUUUGUCCCGGUGCUUCCGCGUGUCCGUGUGGGGUGAGUGGCUGGCUCCCCGUGUCCCCUGUGCCCGUGUCCCUCCGUGCCCUGUCACCGCGGCUGUCCCCGCAGAGCCCGUGGCGCAGCCGGAGCUGAAAUCCCAAAUCCUGCAGCGGGGCCGGGGCUGGUGCCGCCUGGCCCUGCUCUGCUCCAGCCCCGGGAACGUCUCCUACAGCUGGGCCUGUCCCGGGGCCCCGCCGGGGGAGGGCCCGGGGCCGCUCCCGGGGCCGGGCCCGGACCCGAUCCCGGGGAUCCCCUCCCGCCUGGUCCGGAGGCUCCCCGAGGGCGCGGAACCCCAAAUCUGCCUCUGCAACGUCAGCGGCCCCGCGGGCUGGAGCGCGGCCCGCGCCCCGCUCACCUGCCCAGCAAUUCCAGACGAUUUUGGCCACUGGACACUGCUGGCCGUGGUCGUGGCUGUGGCCGUGGGGCUGACCCUGCUCCUCGUGGGCGGCUGCUGCUGGUGGAGGAAGAGGAGGAAGAAUUCCCGGGAAGAGACCCCCGGCACCCCCCCGGGACCCCCGGAGCAGGAGCUGACCGUCUACGCCGAGGUGGGAGAGAAUAAACCCCGCCAGGACCCCGCCGGGCCCGGCGAGGCCACCCAGGAAGGAGCCACCGUCUACGCCGUGGUCAGUCCCAGGACACUGGAGCACCCCAGGCACCGGGAGGAACCCGGGAAUUCCACCGUUUACUCCAUGGUGCAGUUCAGCCGGAGGCCUUCCUCCAUCAAGAGGAAGAGGUUGGACCCAGCUUUGGUCUCCACUGCCUACUUGGAGGAUAACGGGGGUUACAGGCGCCUGGGCUUCCCAAAUCCUGCUGGCCACCAGCGCCCCUAAAACCCCGGAAUUCCCAUCCCUGUGGAAUUCUUCUCCUGGAAACUCCAGUGGCCGCUGGGAUCCCACCCGAUGGAACAGAAAUAUCCAGAAAUUCGGGGUUUUCCCCCAAGAUUCAACCCCCGGCUGUGCCUGGGAGCGAAGAUCUGGGGAUGGGAAACUGCGGAAGGGAUGGAUUUGGGAUUGGACAGGCGGGAUGGGCGGGGAGUGGGAAUUUUGUGGGGAUUUUAGGGCUUGGAAAGUUUGGGAAUCCUUGUAUUCUCUUUUUCUUGGUGCAAAUACUGCUGAGCUGCACAAUGAACCUGUUUAAUUAAUUAA
Messenger RNA from Taeniopygia guttata (zebra finch), 3282 nucleotides. The record is from RefSeq and is a predicted model, not a curated record. NCBI's taxonomy places the organism in Eukaryota, Metazoa, Chordata, Aves, Passeriformes, Estrildidae.